Messenger RNA from Plasmopara halstedii, 1947 nucleotides. RefSeq lists its product as uncharacterized. NCBI's taxonomy places the organism in Eukaryota, Oomycota, Peronosporomycetes, Peronosporales, Peronosporaceae. Bases 1 to 1947 code for a protein of 648 amino acids. The record is from RefSeq and is a predicted model, not a curated record. The transcript has 3 exons.
AUGGGUACGGUGGUAAACGACUUGGGUUGUGUUGGUGGCGAAUUGACAGUGUAUGGAUUAGUAGUCAUGAACGUGUCUCCAAAUAGUCUUCCUCUUCAUCUAUUGUUCAACAUAAUGGUGACCUACAAGAUGGAUGGCAGAACAACGUAUUGUUACUAUAUUUCGCAGAAAUAUUCAGAAGAGCAGGUUGUGAAAGACAAUGUGUUGAUAUCGAAAGAGGGUAGUGCAUGCCCUGUAACGAUUCGUGUGGAUAUUGCUGAUAAAUUAGAGAAGAAUACACUCAUUCCACUGCGCUAUACUGCCACGCUAGACAGGUCAUCAGCUGAUCCAGAUUUUCGAUUUCCGGAACCCAUUGUGCGUGUCCCUGUGCCUGAUUAUUUGAUUGCUAGCACGAAUCAGACUUCAGGCGAGAACACGUAUGAUGUGGCUGUAGCCAAUGUGGUCAUGUGUGAUUGGCGCUCGUGUGACAUCUUUCCAAAAGUAAGCGAGAGCUCAACGGUCUACUCGUCCCGCGAUAAUCCAAAUAGUUUUACUGAUAAUGUAGUCGUCUUUGGCUCUGAAGAACUUGUCAUUCCGAAGGAUGGAAAGUACACGGGAUACGUGCAUAUUGUGGUAAGCGUUGGCGAUAAUGCCCGUGCCGACUUUGUGACCUUCUUUCCAGUUCAAAUUGGAGACGUCGCAGGGACAACGCCGGGUAGUAUUAAUACAGAUGGUACCACGACGUAUUGCUGGACGUCCCCUGAUGUGUCUGUGUUUGAUCCAAGUGUUUCUGGAGACCUUACUAUUCGUACGGGUGAAUACUGCCCCGGUACAAUGUCAAUGUCGCUUUCAUCCACGGAUGUGAUGGUUGGAGAUACUAUUGAUAUUGCAUGGAAAUUAGAUAUGUCAGAUUCAUCGACUGAUGACCCUACUGUUAUUGCCGAAGUUUCAACGAUUGACGCAAUCAGGAAUCCUCGAACUGAUGUUUAUUCGGUUGUACCAGUGUCUGUUUUCUCAGGUUGUCAGCGAAAUUUGGCUCGUGCCAACUGCUCAACGUACACAGGUGACGAAUCAACGACCUUUUCUAUCGCUGAAUACGAUGACAUGAAUCUUACAAGUAGAGCCGUCGGCUACUCAACUAGGUACACUUUUGGCAACUCGGGUCAAUACACGAUGUUUGGCCGUGUUGCCAUGGUUACUGUGGACGGUGAGCGACUUGACAUGGCUAUCUACUCAAGUGUGACAGCUUCUGUGCAGGGUGGUAGUAGUGGGAGCUACCUAUUUCUAUACGUAGGAAUUGGUAUUGGUGCGGUGAUAUUGCUGGCAGGUUUGCUCUUUUGCUACAUGAAAAAGCGGAAUAAUCAUGUAAGUACAAAGGAGAUUCCGUUUCGACAACCUAUGCGCGGCCUACAGAGAUCAAGUGACCACACUUUAGCCUCAUCAAACUAUUUGUCGCACAAGACACCGGCGACUCUGCAGGGUUUGGACUUGAGCGAUACUGGAAACACUGGUCCGUCUUACCUUGUAGUCAAUGCCGCCGAUAGCAGUAUCUUCGACAGAACGAUCAAUGCAGACACAGCUGCACUGGCACAAUCCAUGGAGAGCGGUGGAUCAUUCUCACUGAACCCUUACGAUCGUGCGAGCUUUACAGAUCUAGGUGCCGAUGUGGCAGGAUCUCGACAAUCUGAUACCAGUAAAUUUUCAUUCCAGUCUGGUUAUGAUGACGAGACAGACUGGGAAUUCGAUACUCGGCAAAUUCAAGGUAAUGACAGAGGCAGUAACUUUAGCGACUUCCCCUCGAAUCAAGGUACCAGCAUGCCUGCCGCUGCAACAUUUGAUGUGAACCGCGGGACCAAUAUGCCGAUCCUGGAAGAGGAUUUUUUAGAUGAGCCUCGCAAUGUCACGAACAACCAGCAGCCGUCAAACGGCCCGCGCAGCACUACAAGUUCGGGAUGGACUAUAAACUAA